Messenger RNA from Fundulus heteroclitus (mummichog), 839 nucleotides. RefSeq names its product RNA polymerase II, I and III subunit F (gene polr2f). Gene Ontology annotation, molecular function: DNA binding; DNA-directed RNA polymerase activity. Gene Ontology annotation, biological process: DNA-templated transcription. The transcript has 5 exons. Bases 137 to 517 code for a protein of 126 amino acids. The record is from RefSeq and is a predicted model, not a curated record. Gene Ontology annotation, cellular component: nucleus; RNA polymerase III complex; RNA polymerase II, core complex. Lineage: Eukaryota; Metazoa; Chordata; Actinopteri; Cyprinodontiformes; Fundulidae.
AUCUCGCGGCGGAACACUCAACCGGAAGUUACCCAAACCGCUCAUGUGGGCCAAUGUUGACAACCAAAAAUUGCAUCUGAGAUAAAGUAACUCUUUUAGCGGCUACAAGGAAUAUCCACACAUUUCCAGAUAAAACAUGUCUGACAACGAAGACAACUUCGACGAUGAUUUUGAGUACGCCGAGGAGGAUGAGGGAUUAGAUGAUCUUGAGAACGUUGAAGACGAGGAUCAGGAGAAUGUGCAGAUCCUCCCCGCAGGAGAGGGCCAGCAGGCAAACCAGAAGAGGAUCACCACACCGUACAUGACCAAGUACGAGAGGGCCAGAGUGCUGGGGACCCGAGCUCUGCAGAUAGCCAUGUGUGCUCCAGUCAUGGUGGAGUUGGAAGGAGAAACGGACCCUUUGCAGAUCGCUAUGAAGGAACUUAAAAGCAGAAAGAUCCCCAUCAUCAUCCGCAGGUACCUUCCUGAUGGCAGCUACGAAGACUGGGGCUGCGACGAGCUCAUCGUUACUGAUUAGACAUCUUAUCCAGCGUCGUCUCUUAGGUCUCUCUGUGUUUCAAAAGCCUCUACGUUGCAGUUCGUCACAUGGCUGUUAACAGAUUUAAUGGGACACUAUCAGAAGUAUUAAUUUAUUCUCACUGUUUUAACAGCUGUAAUGCAAGGAAUCGCCACAAAGGGGAGACAUAACUUUAGUCACACACUUUUUUUCUUCCCUGUUUUUUUUUUUUUAUUCAGAAGGUAGUCCCAUGUUGUGAGAUUCGAUUAGUUGUUUUUCCAAAGAAAAUAUUUGUGUAAAAUAAUUUUUUUAUUGUUAAAAUAAAGUCUUUGCUAUAAGCUUU